Eucalyptus grandis is the source of this 2085-nucleotide messenger RNA. RefSeq names its product L-type lectin-domain containing receptor kinase IX.1-like. Gene Ontology annotation, cellular component: plasma membrane. The record is from RefSeq and is a predicted model, not a curated record. Bases 1 to 2085 code for a protein of 694 amino acids. Gene Ontology annotation, biological process: protein phosphorylation. Gene Ontology annotation, molecular function: ATP binding; protein kinase activity. Lineage: Eukaryota; Viridiplantae; Streptophyta; Magnoliopsida; Myrtales; Myrtaceae. The transcript has a single exon.
AUGAGAAGCUUUGGAAGACAUAAAGAUCAGCCUCAACCACCCACAACCGCAUUAGUUCUACUAGUUUUGACGAUCUCUCUGCUCAAGCCCUUUUCAGCUUCCGCUCUCCACUUCGACAAUCCAUGUUUCAUGUUCCCGGAUGGCUUUGACACCCACAAGCACUUAGCCCAUCAGGAGAAUGCUUCUGAGAAUGGAAGACUCAACGGCAUCAGUGACCGAGCUACGUAUUCCAGCAAAGUGCAUUUUCGGGACAAGGACACCGGGGAUGUGGCGGAUUGUGUUACCCAGUACACGGCCAGCAGCGACUCUCAACAGGGAAACCCUCUCGGAAACCCGCUUGGCUCUCAACAGGGAAACCCGCUCGGCUCUCAACAGGGAAACCCUCUCGGCAUAUUCGCCUCACUUAGUAGUACUCCAAUUCCGGUAAUUCUUAAUAACAGUAACUGCAAGGGGGAAUGCGAGGUCUACACUGUCUACGUGAUUAUGAAACCUUCUGAGUCCGGGCCCGGCUGUGGAGGGAUCUUAUUUGUACAAUUUUCCGAUAGGACCUUGCUCGGCCGUCCUUUUGGCCAUCUAGCUCGUCCCGACAGCGAUUGUGUUGCAGUCAACAAUAACCGUCACAAGAAUACGUGGGGAAUAGUUGUUCCAUUUACCAAUACACAUAUGAACUUCAGGGCCAAUGUCCAAUGGAAGAUCAAGAAACAAAUGUUGGGCGGGUCGUCUUCUAGUAUAACGUACGACCCGCGUACGAAAUGUUUGAGCGUGGGCUGGAGGGAUGCUGAUGGGAAUUCCAGUAAUGAAAUCCAUCGUCACUACUGCACAAACAGCUCAAGGGCAUAUAUGCCAGAGAUGGUGGGUGUUUGUGUCAUUGCUCCCCCUGAAUCUGCACUUGAGUAUCGCUUCACCCAGAUAUGGGAAUUAAGCUCCGGUUCACAGCUCCAGGUGGAAAAGGCUACCGACUCUUGGUUGAAGUGGCCGUUCACAGUCGUGGCUGGUGUCGUUGUAUUGGUGGCGAUCAUUGUUGCUUGGGUAAAUUAUAGGUCAGAAGUCUCCAGUCCAGAGACAGAGAGAGGUGGAGAAGAAGGCAACCUUAGCACGAAUUUAACCAAAGAGUUAAAAAUGUUCACACUCAAGGAGUUCUCCUUUAAAGAGUUGAUGAUCAUGACCGAUUCUUUUGCACUUGACAGGACUCUGGGAGAAGGAGCUUUCGGGAUUGUGUACAAAGGGUACAUGGUAGACGCUGACGCACCGGUCGCUGUAAAGAUACUAAAAUCUGUUUCAGACCGAGGGAUAAAGGACUAUAUAGCAGAGGUGAAGUCAUUAAGCCAACUUAGGCACAGAAACUUGGUGGCACUUAUAGGCUAUUGUCACGAGAAAGAUAAGUUCGCCCUGGUUUACGAAUUUAUGAGUGAAGGUAGCUUGGGGGAUCAUCUGUUUAAAGAUGGACCCUUGUUGCCGUGGGAAAAGAGGUACAACAUCGUUCUAGGAUUAGGCUCGGCGGUGCACUACCUGCAGAAAGCAGGCAAUCAAUGCGUGAUCCACAGGGAUAUCAAAUCCAGCAACAUCAUGCUUAAUGAAAAUUUCGAGGCCAAAUUGGGAGAUUUCGGCACGGCUAGGCCAGUUGACCGCACCAGAGGGCCAGAAGCAACCGAAGCGAUAGGAACAAAUGGUUAUGUGGCUCCCGAGUACGGCCAGACUGGUGAGUCAAGUAAAGAAUCUGAUGUCUUUAGUUUUGGAGUUGUCCUUUUAGAAAUAGUUUGCGGGAGAAUAGUCUUCGACUCGGAACUGGGAAAGCAACGCCUGAACCUUGUCCAGUGGGUUUGGAAGCGUUAUGGGAGCCUGAGCUUGGCUGGGCGCGUGGUUUUGAGCUGGCGCUGGCGCAACAAGUUUCUCGAAGUGGUGGACCCGAGGCUCGGCAAGGAUUUUGACAAGAAACAGGCGGAGGCCUUGUUGAUUGUGGGGCUGUGGUGUGCUCACCCCAUUGCUGCGUGUCGGCCGUCGAUUGAAGAGGCAAUGGCCGUUUUGAACUUGAAGGCAGAGCCUCCAAAACUCCCCUCGAAGAUGCCAAGGUUCAACGUUAAUUGA